CAAUAUGCUCGGAAACGUCUAGCAUUGGCAUCGUCCUCCCCUUCCACACCGCUACCGCCGUACAACCACCACCACCACCACCACGAUGAUGGCGACUCCGACUAUGACACGACUCCCACCAAGGGUAUGUACAUACAUACAUACCCCAUCUACCAACCGUGAACACCUUCUGAUUCACCAAACCACACAGACAACACAGCACCACCACCCUCAAUCCCGAUUUCGCACGCGCUUCUUCUCCUCUCCGACUCCGCCCUCCCGCUGGGCUCCUUCGCCUACUCCAGCGGUCUGGAAUCCUACCUAGCCCACAACAAACCCCUCCCCCGCACCGUCACCCCCGUGGCCUCGUUCCAUCGCUUCCUGAAGCUCUCGAUCGCCUCGAUGGCCAGCACCUCCAUCCCCUACGUGCUCGCCGCAUACCGGAACCCGGAGGAGCUGGAGACGCUGGACAACGACAUGGACGCCUCGACGCCCUGCAUCGUGGCGCAGCGCGCGAGCGUCGCCCAGGGCCGGGCGUUGAUCGGGGUCUGGGAGCGCGCGUUCCGGGCCUCCUACACAACAACAACAAAAACCCUAACCCCCGCCGCGGCGGCCGCGAUGCAGGCCAUCUCCGAUUUCUCGGACGCGUUGAAGCUGUGCGGCGAUACGGCGGAUGAGCUGGGGCCCAAGGGCCAUCUGGCGCCGCUGUGGGGGGUCGUGUGCUCGGCCAUGGGCAUGGAUGCCCGCCAGACGGCGUAUGUGUUCAUGGUGAACCACGCCAAGGCGGUGCUGAGUGCGGCGGUGCGGGCCUCGGUCAUGGGGCCGUAUCAGGCGCAGAGCGUGCUGGCCAGUCGGCGUCUGCAGGACAUGAUCACCGAACGCAUCGACAAGGAAUGGGAUACCCCCGUCGAGGACGCUGGGCAGAUCGUACCGCCGUUGGAUCUGUGGGUGGGCAGACACGAGCUGCUGUACAGUCGGAUCUUCAAUUCCUGAUCACACCCACCACCAACCGCACCAAGCAUAUUUGCAUUUUUCUGGAGUCAUUCGUUGUUUUGGAGUGGGGGCAUUGGUCGUUUUGUAAUUUCAUGGCAGGUCAGCGCAAGAGUCUGGGUAAUGGCGGAAUUUUUGUUUUUUUAGCAUUGGAUAAAUCUGGGCUGCGUUCAGCAUCUUUGUUCGGUCUCUUUCAUCAAUAUAGUUAUUUUUUCUAAAGUUAAUCCUACAUGUGAGCUGCAUACCUCAUCUCAACUUCACGUGGGUAUCCAAGGAGGACGCCUCGAAACACAAACAGGGAAUCGAACAAAACGGGCAGAAAAGAGGAAAAUGGAAUCAA
Messenger RNA from Aspergillus aculeatinus CBS 121060, 1309 nucleotides. RefSeq names its product urease accessory protein UreF. The coding region runs from base 382 to 972 and encodes 196 amino acids. The record is from RefSeq and is a predicted model, not a curated record. The transcript has a single exon. Lineage: Eukaryota; Fungi; Ascomycota; Eurotiomycetes; Eurotiales; Aspergillaceae. Gene Ontology annotation, molecular function: nickel cation binding.